AGAGACUUCACAUUUCAUCUAAAAAUGUUCAGCUCUGCAGACAUGGUCCUUUCGUUGGAUAACUUGUUUUAUGAAAAACCAGAUACGAAGCAAAGGUACCUAGAAAAUGAAAAGCCUGAGGUUUGGUGUAUCGCACCAGCUCCAGCUAUUGCUGAAAUUCCAGCUGCAGAGGAGUUACAAAGGGAACUGGAAGAAAAAGCAGCCAACACUCACAUGGGAGGAAGAAAGCACCACAAAUUUAUACAGCAAUGUAAGAGUAACAUUGAGGAAGUAAAUAAGUCAGCAGCACCUGUUCCUUUUGGCAGAGCGUCUGAAAAAGAAGUGCUCCUAUUAAGUGUAGGAGAAAGAGAGAAAAUCAGUUUUCAGCAUGAGGGUCUGAAAAUGGCUUCAUGGUUUCUCUCUUCUGCCCAAGAUAAAUGUCAAACAGGAACAGGGGUUUCUCAGGAAGCUGGUGCAAAUUUUUUGCAAAAUAAAAUACUAAGUAAUUUUCCAGAAAAGGGUGAUGAUGAGAGUGUCCAUUCAGCAUUAAGAAAAAGCUUAUUUAAAGUAUCUGAUCAUACAUACAAAAGUACAGAAUUUAAAGAUAGUUUUAUGGAGGUGAAAAAGAUUGAUUCUUGUUCAAAUAUAAGUGAAAACAUGAAAGAAAUAAGAAAAGAAAGUUUGUGGAAAAAUGAUCAGUGCACUUCCAUAAAUGAUGAUUCAGAUUUUGCUCUGGAUAGACUAAAUGAUGGGGACAUUGCACCUGAAAAUGGAAUUAAAAAAAAAUCAUUUUGUAAUACUUCAGAGAUUCUGGAUAUGACAGGAACUACAGGAAGAAAACCAGAAAUUUUAAGGGCUGUUACAGAAAUACCAACCCAGUUUAGAAGUAUUUUUAAGGAGUUCCCAUAUUUUAACUAUGCACAGUCUAAAGCUUUGGAUGAUCUUCUUUAUACAGAUAGGAAUUUUGUGAUUUGUGCUCCAACUGGCUCUGGAAAAACUGUAAUGUUUGAGCUAGCUAUUACCAGAUUACUCAUGGAAGCCCCACUGCCUUGGUUAAAUAUUAAAGUUGUUUAUAUGGCUCCAAUAAAAGCUCUGUGCAGUCAGCGUUUUGAUGAUUGGAAAGAAAAAUUUGGACCUAUAGGACUCAGCUGCAAGGAACUGACGGGAGAUACGGUGAUGGAUGAUUUAUUUGAAAUACAUCAUGCUCACAUCAUUAUCACUACACCUGAAAAAUGGGAUAGCAUGACAAGAAGGUGGAAAGACAACUCUAUAGUCCAGCUUGUUAGACUCUUUCUUAUUGAUGAGGUGCAUGUUAUAAAGGAUGAAAGUCGUGGUGCAACGUUGGAAGUUGUCGUCAGUCGCAUGAAGACUGUUCAGUCUUCUCUUUGGCGUCUUUCAGAAAGUCAUGUCACCGUUCCCCCCUUGAGAUUUAUAGCUGUUUCUGCAACAAUCCCAAAUGCUGAAGAUUUUUGUGCCACAAGAAAAGGAGUACAGCAGGCUUCCUCUGUUCUUGCAAAAGAUGCCAAGUUUUUACUGAGUAUAGAACAGAAACAAAGAUUACAGAGAUCUGCAAACUCAUUGAAAGAUUCCAGACUGAGAGAUCUUUUAAUGUGUGGUGUGGCUUAUCACCAUGCGGGUAUGGAGAUAUCUGACAGAAAAAUAAUUGAAGGAGCUUUUACUGUAGGAGACUUACCAGUACUUUUUACUACUAGUACCUUAGCUAUGGGAGUCAAUCUGCCUGCACAUCUGGUGGUUAUAAAAUCCACAAUGCACUAUGUUGGAGGAGUGUUCCAAGAAUACAGUGAAACUGAUAUUCUGCAAAUGAUUGGGAGAGCAGGAAGGCCUCAAUUUGACACUACAGCUACAGCAGUUAUUAUGACUCGUUCUAGUACAAAGGAAAGGUAUAUACAGAUGUUAAAUGGUGCUGAAGUGAUAGAGAGCAGCUUGCACAGACAUCUUGUCGAGCACUUAAAUGCAGAAAUAGUGCUACAUACUGUCACAGGUGUCACUGUAGCUUUGGAAUGGAUACGAUCUACAUUCUUAUACAUUAGAGCCUUAAAAAAUCCAUCUCAUUAUGGUUUUUCUUCUGGAUUGGAUAAAAUGGGAAUUGAAGCAAAAUUACAGGAACUGUGUUUGAAGAACUUAAAUGAUUUAUCAUCUUUUGAUUUGAUCAGGAUGGAUGAAGCAAAUAAUUUCAAACCAACAGAGACUGGAAGAUUAAUGGCAUGGUAUUAUAUAGCAUUUGAUACAGUGAAACAAUUUUUCACAAUUAAGGGAACAGAGACUUUAAAUGAAUUGAUUACAAUGAUCUCCAGCUGUGCAGAAUUCCUGGAUGUCAAGUUAAGAACAAAUGAAAAGAAAAUACUCAAUACUUUGAAUAAAGAUAAGGACAAAAUAAGUAUCAGGUUUCCAAUGGAGGGGAAGAUAAAAACAAGAGAAAUGAAAAUAAACUGUCUUAUUCAGGCUCAGCUAGGAUGCAUUCCUGUUCAAGACUUUACUUUGACACAAGAUACUGGCAGAAUAUUUAGAAACGGCUUAAGAGUUACUAGAUGGUUGUCUGACUAUCUGGCAUCAUGUAAGAACAACUUUUCUGCUUUAUUAAACUCUUUGAUUUUAGCAAAGUGUUUCAGGUGCAGACUUUGGGAAAAUUCACUUCAUGUGUCUAAACAAUUGGAAAAAAUUGGUGUGUCACUGUCAAAUGCUAUGGUAAAUGCUGGGCUGACAUCAUUUAAAAAAAUAGAAGAUACAAAUGCAAGGGAAAUUGAAUUGAUUUUAAACAGGCAUCCUCCUUUUGGAAACCAAAUAAAAGAAUCUGUUUUGCACCUUCCAAAAUACAAGCUUGAUAUUGAACAGCUCCCAAAAUACAGUGAUACAUUGGCUGAAAUCUUAGUAACUGUCAAGUUAACAAACUAUGAGCAGCUACAGACAAAAAGAACAGCAACAGACUUUCACUAUGUUACACUGGUCAUAGGAGAUGCUGACAACCAAGUAAUUUUUAAUCAGAAAAUUAUGGAUUCUGUGCUGCUGAAAACUGGAAAUUGGAUAAAGAAAAUUGAAGUGAAAAGAGCUGUUAAAUCAGAGGACAUUAGUAUAAAUUUAAUUAGUUCUGAUUAUGUUGGCCUUGAUAUACAGCAAGCAUAUACAGCCUUUUACUUAUCACCGAAAGCAGUGGGAAAUAAAGUGGUUACAAACCAAAAACUGAAAGCUGAGUCUUCACGUGAUACGUAUAAUGGCUCAUCACAGAGUCUGCCAGCAGCAAAAGCAGAUACAGGAGUCAGAUCUAACCAAGAGAUUACUUACAAGAAAUAUGGAAACAGAGAAUGCAACCACCGCUGCAAAAAUAAAGAUGUGUGUGGACAUGACUGCUGUAAAACUGGAGUACCUCCAAAGUCUGAGAUGAACAGAGAUUCAAACUUUUCUUUGUACCUAGCUGAUUUAAGGAGCAGGAACUCAAGUUCAUGUGUACCCCCAGUGAAACGGUUAAAGAUGCAGAUGUUUAAUCAAGCUCAAAAUGUGGAUCUCAAGCAAUUUGUUUUUACACCUAAAUCUUUGCUACCAGGAUUGGCCAGGUCUAGUAAUGAACAGUUGUCUUCAGCAUCUUCAUCACCUUCAGUGAACCAGGUAGAUAAUGGUAAUAGCAUAGCAGUAUCUCAGAAACAACCGCAAUCCUGGAAUUACACAGAGAGUAAUGCUUUGGAUGUGGACUUUGAAUUGAACAGUGAUGUUUGGGAUGAUAUUGAUGAUGACAAAUUAGUGUUUGCUAGCAGCUUUGCCACUAGAGAAUUAGAUGAAUGUGAACCACUUUGCCAAUAUAUGAGAUGCAAAUCUGCAAAUGACAUUUCAAAAAAUUCAUGCACAUUACAAGAUGAGACCAAUAUUCAGAACUCAGCUAUUCCUGUGGUUAAUAACAUUUCAAAAGUGAAUUUACAGAUUGGAAAUACAAAUAUGUUCAGUUUUCAAGAGAAAAGCCAUCCAAAUCUGUCACAAGAGCUGGAAAGCGUACAGUGUUCUUCAGUCUCAAAAACAAUCUCAGACUCUUCUAAAUUCAGUAGGAAAGAGGAUUUUUUUAUUCUCACAAAAGAACAUGAAAAAGAAGUGAAUCCAAGGUAUCUUCUUGAUGAUGAAACCAAUGAUGUCAAUCCCUUCCUUGGAAUAUUUGAUGAUAUUUUGUAA
Messenger RNA from Indicator indicator, 4152 nucleotides. RefSeq names its product helicase for meiosis 1 (gene HFM1). Bases 25 to 4152 code for a protein of 1375 amino acids. The transcript is spliced from 37 exons. The record is from RefSeq and is a predicted model, not a curated record. Gene Ontology annotation, molecular function: ATP binding; nucleic acid binding. NCBI's taxonomy places the organism in Eukaryota, Metazoa, Chordata, Aves, Piciformes, Indicatoridae.